AUGAAAGGCUUUGGAACCAAACCACCACCGGGACGGGGGGCUGGAUCUUCAGCACCGCAGAAUUUCGAGCAUGGAGUUCUGAAGACUCCUCCAAAAGGCAUCUUGCAGUGCACGGAGCCAGUGAGUAACAUCUAUCGCUGCCACUACCUACUCUGUCCUCACAAAGUUGUGAUCCCUCAGGAGGCUCCGGAAAGUCCAUGCUCAUAUAAAGUCAAGACCUAUAAGGAAGGUCGAAUGGCUUGUGUGUUUUUCUAUUUCAGCCAGUGCGAUCCCAAUCAACCAUCUGUGCCACAGCUUUGGGCUUCAUUGCUAGAGCAGUUGAUACAACAAGUCGGCACUUCUGACAACAUAGCUCCGGAAUUACAUUCCAGAUUCUGCCAGUCAUGGCUCGGCGACUUUAUUUAUCCAACUGCCUAUGCAAGUCUUUUUUACCAACAGGCUUCCAUGUUCAAGACGGUCUAUGUUGUUAUUGACGCUUUGCACCUCUGCGAUGAGUAUUGUGACGGUGGAACUACUCAGACAAUUUUGGAGACAUUUUCCGAACUUCCUGAGAAUGUGAGACUUCUCUUCACCUGCAAUAAUAGUCCCCAGGCAAAGGGUUUCGGCGCUCAGCAGAAGAUUCAGGUCAAACCUAAUCCAGCUGAUGUCGAGGCUUAUGUGAGGCGCCGUGUUAGCCUCAGUACCAAGUUGCAGCAUCUCGAAAUAGAGUCUCUAUUGAAUACCAUUAUAGACCACACCCAAGAAAGCGAAAUGUUCAUAGUUGCGAAAAUGCAUCUCGAUCGUUUGGAAGCAUGCCGUUCUCUGGCCAGUUCCAGAAACAUGCCUAAUCUCUCUCUUAAUUUAUCAGAAAUCUUCGAGAAUUCUUGUCAGCAGAUCAAAAGAUCGGCACCAGCCGAUAUUAGCUUGGCCAAACACGUUUUUACCUGGGUCGUUUAUGCAAGAGAUGAUAUAACCAUGGAUCACGUUCUACAAAGCUUUGCAAUUUCCACGAGAAUGGAUAGGCAAGAUCGGAAGCUUUAUCUAAACUUGGAAUAUUUGCUCCGCGUCUGCGAUAACCUAGUCACAAUGGAUGACGAGAAGAACACGUUGCGCCUAGUCCACGAAUCUGUUCGAGAAUGCAUAUUACGAAAUGGCUUGCUUGCAGAGCAGCCAGAUUCGGUCAUAGCUCGCACUUGCCUGGAAUGCCUUAUGUCAGAGGAUACUGACGAUGUCAGUAACUGCCUGCUUUUCUAUUCGGCCACGUUUUGGGCUUCACACCUUCAGUCCGUCAUCAUACAGGACUGCAAGGAACUAGAAGAUCUGGCGAUGACGUUUCUCUGCAGUGCAGCUCAACUAGAGAAAAUGUCGAACACUAUCAGAGAGAAUGACCAUGGACGAACUGUCGACGGUAUGACAGGCCUACACGCUGCAGCAUAUUUUGACCUACCUCAGUUGGUGCAUGGUCUGGUGAACAACGGCAUUCCAGUCAACUCAUCCGACUCAGGCGAUGAAACAGCCCUUCAUUGGGCUGUUUCUUAUGGGAAACUUAAUGUUGUAAAGCAACUUCUGAAAAAAUCCCACGCCGACCCGAAUGUUGGUGAUAAAAGAAAGGAGACACCUUUGCACAAACUUAACAUGGGCCCCCUCGGAACCCAAUUCGAGAUCGCCAAAGCGCUUAUCAAUGGAGGUGCUGAGGUGACUAUCAAGAACAACCAAAACUUCUCCCCGGUUUCAACGGCCAUUCAAUUUGGGCCAACGUCCAUUGCCAGUCUCUUCAUCAGCAGUCAAAAAGACGUCAAUACUGAGUUCGAACAGGGUUGGACUUUUCUAAGAGCCGUCUUUUAUUAUGGCCACGGAGUUGCUGAAUCAGUGGAUCAGGAUAAGAAGAGUCCAGGGUCAAUGGCAAGGCACCGCGCGGUCAAGAGGCACCUGGACUGUUUGGUUGAUUUAUUGCUUGACAAGGGCGUCAAGUUGGAUCAGCCCACCACUAACGGCUGGCUACCCGUGAUCCACGCUUCCCGAAAUGGCAGUGUUUUGAUGCUCCGAAAGCUCUUAGAAUACCAGCCCAAUUCAGACCUUGUGAAUAAGACAAAGACAGCCAAAGGGAAGUCACCGCUUCGCUGCGCAUUAAAGUACGAAAGAUGGAGCACUGCCCAGAUUCUUGUACAUCAUGGAGCAAACGUAAAUGAGGUCAAUAACGACGGCUGGAGCCCAUUGAUACACGUGACCAAGAGGAACCAGUACGAAAUGGUUCAAUUCUUGAUCCAGAAAGGGGCUCUGGUAAAUAGCACUGACAAUCAUGGCCUUUCUGCAUUGUCGCAUGCCGUCAACAACGGAAACAAAGACAUAACAUGGCUCUUAAUCAUGAACGGAGCCCUUGUCAACAUUCCAGCACGGAAUUCUCUAUCGAACAUUGAGAAGGCUCUGCAGGACCAAGACCUAUCUAUUGCUUGGCUUUUGUGCGUGCACCACGCCGACCUGGAACAAACUGACGAUCAAGGCAUGACCCUCCUACAUCGAGCUUCUCGUGAGGGCAACUUACGAAAUGUGACUUUUCUCCUGGACAGAGGAAUGACAAUCGGGACUGCAGACCACGAAGGCUUGACUCCACUACAUCACGCUGUCCUGAGACAGUCAAGGGAGGUUGUUGAACUGAUUGCUUCCAGGAAUACAGGGUCAAGAUUUCUUGACAGACCUGACAAAAAUGGAUGUACUGCUCUCAUUCUGGCCACGCGAAAAGUCAACAUCGCUCUAGUUCAGAUACUCUUGCGACACGGAAGUUCUUGUGAAAUCAAGGAUCGGAAGGGCAUGACAGCUAUUCAUCACGCUGCAAGCUUAGGUUUCAGAGAGGCGCUACAGAUCCUUCUGCCGAAAGUAAAAGACAUCAACUUAGCAGACAAAAUGGGCAACACCGCCAUCCAUCACGGAGUGCUAGGUGGUAAAGCCAAUAUAGUUCGUUUUCUUGCAGAGAGGAAGGCAGAUUUAGAAGUCCUGAACGUCGAGGGGUGUUCUGCUUUGAUCUUGGCCGUUCUGAAAGACAACCCAGAGACUGUACGAGAGCUUGUCAGAGUAGGAGCUAAUAUCUAUACAGAAGGCAGGAAUGGAUGUUCGGCAAUGGAUUUUGCUGAGCACCAAGGGAAUUACAAGUCGAGGCGUGUUCUUAUAGAAGCAAUACAACCAAGUCAACUGUCUGAGUAG
This is a messenger RNA of Fusarium fujikuroi IMI 58289, 3177 nucleotides long. RefSeq names its product related to ankyrin. NCBI's taxonomy places the organism in Eukaryota, Fungi, Ascomycota, Sordariomycetes, Hypocreales, Nectriaceae. The transcript has 3 exons. Bases 1 to 3177 code for a protein of 1058 amino acids. The record is from RefSeq and is a predicted model, not a curated record. Gene Ontology annotation, molecular function: protein binding.